This is a messenger RNA of Drosophila subpulchrella, 1679 nucleotides long. RefSeq names its product sex peptide receptor (gene SPR). Gene Ontology annotation, molecular function: G protein-coupled peptide receptor activity. NCBI's taxonomy places the organism in Eukaryota, Metazoa, Arthropoda, Insecta, Diptera, Drosophilidae. Gene Ontology annotation, cellular component: membrane. The transcript is spliced from 5 exons. Bases 355 to 1647 code for a protein of 430 amino acids. Gene Ontology annotation, biological process: G protein-coupled receptor signaling pathway. The record is from RefSeq and is a predicted model, not a curated record.
CGAACACACAGCCCUGAGAGGAAAUCUGGAGACGACCACACACAUCUGUAAACUGAAUCCCGGCUAACUGAAAAACGUUUUCGAAAAUCACCAAAUAACACAACAAAUGCUUUUGGCUUUUCAACAAAUACAAAAACCUUAAAACAAUAUACGAAAGUUCAUGUAUACAGUUUUUUACACAUUUUUUUUCUGUGCUCUGUGACCAUAAAAACGAAAGCUAAAAUAAAUAGAAAAGUUUCCGAAUGCCAGGAAUUUAUCAGGACGAAAACAUCAAUAGAACGGUAUAGAUCCACAAAAAUGAAGGGUCUGCAGGCCUCAUCUGGCAACUGAGGAGGAGGCGAGAAAACACGAGCUAUGGACAACAACACGGACGUACUGUACCAGUACCGUCUCGCCCCAUCCGCCAGCCCGGAUAUGGAUCUCGGGGAUCCCCGCCUUGAGGGCGGGCCUAACCUGGCGGCCAACGAGUCCCAGCUGGAACUCCCCGACUACGGGAACGAGAGCCUGGACUACUCCAACUACCAGCAGAUGGCCGACGGUUCUUGCCGCAUGGAGGACAACAACAUCAGCUACUGGAACCUCACCUGCGACUCGCCCCUGGACUACGCCAUCCCACUCUACGGAUACUGCAUGCCCUUCCUGCUGAUCACCACCAUCAUCUCCAACUCCCUGAUCGUCCUCGUCCUGAGCAAAAAGAGCAUGGCCACGCCCACCAACUUUGUACUGAUGGGGAUGGCUAUAUGCGAUAUGCUGACUGUUAUAUUUCCGGCACCGGGCCUCUGGUAUAUGUACACAUUCGGCAAUCAUUAUAAGCCCCUGCAUCCGGUCUCCAUGUGUCUGGCCUACAGCAUUUUCAAUGAGAUCAUGCCAGCCAUGUGCCACACCAUCUCCGUUUGGCUAACUCUGGCCCUUGCCGUGCAAAGGUACAUUUACGUGUGCCACGCCCCCAUGGCCCGCACAUGGUGCACGAUGCCGCGGGUGAGGCGGUGCACGGCGUACAUCGCGCUGCUGGCCAUCCUGCACCAGCUACCGCGGUUCUUCGAUCGCACCUACAUGCCGCUGGAGAUCGAGUGGAACGGGAAGCCCACCGAGGUGUGCCACCUGGAGACGGCGUUGUGGGUGCACGACUACAUCGGGUUGAACCUGUACUACACCAGCUACUACCUGUUCCGGGUGCUGUUCGUACACCUCCUACCCUGCAUCAUCCUGGUGACGCUGAACAUCCUGCUCUUCUCGGCGAUGCGGCAGGCGCAGGAGCGGCGCAAGCUGCUCUUCCGGGAGAACCGGAAGAAGGAGUGCAAGAAGCUGCGGGAGACCAACUGCACCACCCUGAUGCUGAUCGUGGUCGUCUCCGUGUUCCUGCUGGCCGAGAUCCCCAUCGCCGUGGUCACCGUGAUGCACAUCGUGAGCUCCCUGAUCAUCGAGUUCCUGGACUACGGCCUGGCCAACAUCUGCAUAAUGCUGACCAACUUCUUCCUGGUGUUCAGCUACCCCAUCAACUUCGGCAUCUACUGCGGCAUGUCGCGCCAGUUCCGCGAGACCUUCAAGGAGAUAUUCCUGGGCCGGCUGAUGACCAAGAAGGACACCUCCACGAAGUACUCGAUCGUUAACGGCGCACGCACGUGCACCAACGAGACGGUCCUCUAGUAAUUGGUGAUGUUGGUGCCGCGGCGGGGCAG